CAUUCGAACUACGCACUGGGGCGAUUAUCUUUGUUUACACCUUUCUGCUGGCGCCUAUUCUUCAUUCCCUUCUGGGUACAGUCAGCACUGACACAAUAUAUGCUUUGGCGACAAUUUUCCUUUUUCUGAACUGGGCAUUUCUGGAUUACACCACGCAGUCAGAUGAGUUCUCAUACAAACCUGGUUCGAACACUACUGCAUUGAGCUCUAGCCUAUUAGCCGCUCUUUGCUUAGCCAGUCGACUAGCUACUUCGUACCACACCUUCGUGCUGAUUGCAGCAGCGACCACCCUAUUCAUUUUGUGGCCGUUGUUAGUGCGUACUAUUCGGCUUCACGCUGGUCGGAAAGGACAAAUAUUUCUGACGUUUUUCACUUGCAUUGUUUCAAACAUCUUCCUUGGAGCUCUGGCUUACUACGAAACGACCGUGAAGCAUCAGUUGCUUCUAGCAUUCACCAGCAUACUCAUCGCUUUUUGUCUGAACUUUUUGGGUCCCUGGUUGUUGGUUCGCAUGCAGCGGAUGAAAAGAAACAUACACGGACCAUGGGACGAGGCUGUUGCUCAAUCAUAA
Messenger RNA from Dicrocoelium dendriticum, 569 nucleotides. Lineage: Eukaryota; Metazoa; Platyhelminthes; Trematoda; Plagiorchiida; Dicrocoeliidae. The record is from the annotation of a GenBank genome assembly.